Molecule: messenger RNA, 6851 nt
Organism: Vicugna pacos (alpaca)
Lineage: Eukaryota; Metazoa; Chordata; Mammalia; Artiodactyla; Camelidae
Source: RefSeq, a predicted model, not a curated record
UACGAUUAAUAAAGCCAGGAGCUGUUGUUGUUCACUCUCUGUUCUCCUCCUGUUCUGUCAUUAACUCCUUUACACGUAACUUCCCAACUUCUACCUCAACAUCAAAGCAUCUGGUUUCUUAAAUAAACAGGCCCUGAAUGAGGCCGUGUUGUGCGGGGCGUCAGCUCUGAGAAGAAUGUGUGUGUGUGUUUGCUGGUGCUGGCAGAGCUGAGUCCAGGCCACAGGACUGAAUGUGCCUGUUGGAGGCUUCGGGGAGCUGCCGCACUUAGUCUCUUGUGGAUCUUUGUCACAUCCGGAAAUCUGAAGCAUGUGUUUGAUGAUCUCAGUGGCUCAGUAUCCUUGUCCUGGGUUGGAGAUACCACUGGGAUCAUUCUAGUCUUGACUACCUUCCAUGUACCACUGGUAAUUAUGACUUUUGGACAGUCCAAGCUGUAUCGAAGUGAGGACUAUGGAAAGAACUUUAAGGAUAUUACAAAUCUCAUCAAUAACACCUUCAUUCGGACUGAAUUUGGCAUGGCAAUUGGUCCUGAGAACUCUGGGAAGGUGAUUUUAACAGCAGAGGUGUCUGGAGGAAGUCAUGGAGGCAGAAUCUUCAGAUCAUCAGAUUUUGCAAAGAACUUUAUUCAGACCAAUCUCCCUUUUCAUCCUCUGACUCAGAUGAUGUACAGCCCUCAGAAUUCUGAUUACCUUUUAGCCCUCAGCACUGAAAAUGGCCUGUGGGUGUCCAAGAAUUUUGGGGGAAAAUGGGAAGAAAUCCACAAAGCAGUAUGUUUGGCCAAAUGGGGAUCAGGAAACACCAUCUUCUUUACCACCUAUGUGAAUGGCUCCUGCACUGACCUUGGGGCACUGGAAUUACGGAGAACUUCAGACUUGGGGAAAAGCUUUAAGACCAUUGGGGUGAAAAUCUACUCAUUUGGUCUCGGGGGACGGUUCCUUUUUGCCUCUGUGAUGGCUGAUAAGGAUACAACAAGAAGGAUUCAUGUGUCAACAGAUCAAGGGGACACGUGGAGCAUGGCCCAGCUCCCCUCCGUGGGGCAGGAACAGUUCUAUUCUAUUCUGGCAGCUAAUGAUGACAUGGUGUUCAUGCAUGUGGACGAACCUGGAGAUACUGGAUUUGGCACCAUAUUUACCUCGGACGAUCGAGGCAUUGUCUACUCCAAGUCCUUGGACAGACACCUCUACACCACCACGGGCGGUGAAACGGACUUUACCAACGUGACGUCCCUCCGUGGGGUCUAUAUGACAAGUGUGCUCUCAGAAGAUAAUUCCAUCCAGACUAUGAUCACUUUUGACCAAGGAGGAAGGUGGAAGCACCUGAGGAAGCCUGAAAACAGUGAAUGCGACGCUACCGCAAAAAAUAAGAACGAGUGCAGCCUUCAUAUUCACGCUUCCUACAGCAUCUCCCAGAAGCUAAAUGUUCCAAUGGCCCCACUCUCAGAGCCUAACGCUGUCGGCAUAGUCAUCGCCCACGGUAGCGUGGGGGAUGCCAUCUCAGUGAUGAUCCCAGAUGUGUACAUCUCAGAUGAUGGGGGUUACUCCUGGCUGAAGAUGCUGGAAGGACCCCACUAUUACACCAUCCUGGAUUCAGGGGGCAUCAUUGUAGCCAUUGAACACAGCAGCCAUCCUAUCAAUGUGAUUAAGUUCUCCACAGACGAAGGUCAGUGCUGGCAAACCUACAUGUUUACCAGGGAGCCUAUCUACUUUACCGGCCUGGCUUCAGAACCUGGAGCCAGGUCCAUGAACAUCAGCAUCUGGGGUUUCACAGAAUCUUUCCUGACUCGCCAGUGGGUCUCCUACACCAUUGAUUUUAAAGACAUCCUUGAAAGGAACUGUGAAGAGAAGGACUAUACCAUAUGGUUGGCUCACUCCACAGACCCUGGAGAUUAUGGAGAUGGCUGCAUUUUAGGCUAUAAAGAACAGUACCUGCGGCUCCGCAAGUCAUCCGUCUGCCAGAACGGUCGGGACUAUGUUGUGACCAAACAGCCAUCUGUCUGUCCCUGCUCCCUGGAGGACUUCCUCUGUGAUUUUGGCUACUUCCGUCCAGAAAAUGACUCCAAGUGUGUGGAACAGCCAGAGCUGAAGGGCCACGACCUGGAGUUUUGUCUGUAUGGGAGAGAAGAGCACCUGACGACAAACGGAUACCGUAAAAUUCCAGGAGACAGAUGCCAGGGUGGAGUGAGUCCAGCUCGGGAAGUAAAAGACUUGAAAAAGAAAUGCACGAGCAACUUUCUGAGUCCAGAAAAGCAGAAUUCCAAGUCGAAUUCUGUUCCAAUUAUCCUGGCAACUGUGGGAUUGAUGCUGGUCACAGUCGUAGCAGGAGUGCUCAUUGUGAAGAAAUACGUCUGUGGGGGAAGGUUCCUGGUGCAUCGAUACUCUGUGCUCCAGCAGCAUGCAGAGGCCAAUGGUGUGGACGGUGUGGAUGCUUUGGACACAGCCUCCCACACUAAUAAAAGUGGUUAUCACGAUGACUCAGAUGAGGACCUCCUGGAAUAGCUCGUCAAACAAGCUGGGACCGAGCAUGGAUGAUGGAACCGCAGUACCUCUUACACUCCCUGUGGCUCCGACUUGGGGAAAUAAAUUUCCCAUUGCGAGGGACCCAGCUCUGUUUCUGCUGCUUCCAUCAAAGCCAAAAGGACCUACACUAAAGAAAUGGGUGGGGGGGACCUAAACACUCUUAUAAUUGGCUCUGAGAAGAGAGGGAAAUUUUUUAAUUCUUUAACUUUUCAAGUUCUGUCUUUUUGCAAGGUACGGGCCCUUUUGGUUUUGGUUUUGGUUUUGUUUUUUAAGGGAAAUGAAAUGGAAUUGAAGGGAACUUUUCACUAACCCCACUAUUGCAUGUUUUGCAUGGCGCCUACCCGGGGCACCUGCCAGCUUCAGCAUCAGCUUGGUGCUGUCCGUGAGCUCUGCUGCCGACUCGGAGCAGCUGCAGAGAUGAGCACGGAGGCCGCGAUGACUGGCACCGCCUGGGCAGCCUUUCUCCAUCUGGGGACAGCCCUGCUCCAGCACCAUUGCACACCAGCGCCUCACACAGAUCCUUGCUUUUUGUUGUGUUUUGUUUUGUUUUUUUUCAGGGACAUAGACCACAGUGAUUUUUCUUUUCCCUUGUUUAAUUAGGCAAUACCCUUCUUAAUUGCCCUUUGGCAACUAACUUAACCAUGUGCUUCCAAAACACUAAAUCAGGAAAACUUAAAGGGCAAUAUUUUUAACUUGGGGCAGGAAGAAGGGAGCAGCAGAGAAUUGACUAGAUUUAACACUUAUUAAAGGAGAAAUUCUUACUUCUGCCGAGAUCUUUCAAGCCAUGCUUUGUGUGUGUGCCAGUGGACUUGCUCAAGGACAGGGUUCAGGCUUGCCUGGGCAGAGUGCCCAGGCCGAUGGAGCGGCCGGCGGCGGGCACGGUGCAGCCCCUGAGGACUGCACGUCACAGUCUUCCACGUCCCCCUCUGCCUGUUGCGCCAGCUCCGCGGUGAAUCGUUAGAAUGGCUGCUUACUUGCUUCCUCCUAGGUUGCUGUUGUACAUGGAGCCUUGGCGAGAUAGGUUUUCCGAUUUAUAGGCUCUUUUUUAAAAAAUUGGCGUUUUACCAGGCUCUCCUCCUCACCCCUUUUCCCCAGCUUUGCCAAGUAGUUUGUUGGCAUGAAACUUUUGGCUGAACCAACUGAAAAUACACUUCUAGUGUAGAUGAUGUUUUGUGUGAUACAUCAAGUUCAUAUUUUGAAUUUUAAAAAGUUUUCCAUUUGACAUUUUAAAAAUGAAAUAAAUUAGAGAAUGUAGCGAGGUGGAUUUUGGGGUGGCCAUGUAGUAAUGGAAAGCUGCAAUAAUUCGUUUUAAUAGAGCUCGACUAUUUGAUAUACAGGAACAUAGCAGUACAUUUUCAAUCUUAGCAUACCUGCUGUGGUGGUCACAGUUUCUGCCAUUAAUUAUGAUAGGGACAUUCUUUGGUAACUGCCAUUUUGCUGCUAGUUCAUUUUAUGGCUAGAAAGUCAGUAAAAAGUAAAUGUGCCAAAUUGACUUUUGUCAGAAUGUGUGAGCAGAUGGCUCAGUUCUCUCCUCACCAGAAUGGAUUAACAGCAGCAGGGAAAGAGGGGGAGGGAGUGGAUGAAGAAUUUUAGAGACUUUGAAACUGCAGUAAAAUUAAGUGAGUCAGGGAGUUUCAGUUGGAAAAUAAGAUUAGGGCAGUUUUUAUGAAGAGCAUUUAUGUUUGUUAGAACCAGAGAGCACUAGUCUUUUAGGAAAAGCUCAUUCAUUUUGCAAGGUUUUUAAAUUAAAAAUAGUUCCAAAGCUAUACCAGCUCACAAAUGAUAACGUAUCAGCCUUUGUCCUGGGCAGAAAAAACCUGCUCACACGCUACGCCUUUUCUCCCCACAUACACCCAUGGGGUGGACGUGCCAUCCGUGGUGAUUCUCUUGCUGGCUCUAAGAUGUAGGAAAGCUAAUAUUCUUCUCUAACCAUGUAAGAUUAGGGCUCUUUGCCUAUAAUGAUAUCUGGGAUUUCUGUGGAACUUGGCAGUUUUCACAGUACUUUUUCACUUGCAUUAUGUCACUUGAACCUCACAAAUUUUCAUGAGAUUAAAAAAAAAAGAAAAGGCAGGGGCUGCGAUCCCCAUUAGAGGUAGAACUAAGGUACGAAACGGAGCCAGUUGUUAGGGUCCUUGCGUGGCUCGAGCAGUGUCGGUGGCUGUCCUCGGAUGUCGCACGCAUUUUGGCGCGCGCUGCUGCCGGCCGCCUGGGGCAGGGCUGCUGGCUUGUACAGGACCUGCUGUUCUGUCGGACAGGGAUCAUGGUGUUUCUUUUAGAGCGCGACUGAGCGCUUUUCUGCCACCUUGGUAAACAAAUUUUAUUCUCCUAUUUUUCAUAGCUGAAAACAAAAGUAAUGGUAGUUUUGAAUUUGUGUUUAGAAACCGCCCCUCACCUCGUUGAAGGUCACUGUUCGAGAGUGCAGGGCUGGAAUCCGCACUGAGGAGUCACCCCUCCCCAUUCUCCGUGCUUUCCCAUCCCUAGCCAGCUAGCUAGCUCAGUUGGUUGAGGACUGCUAACAGGUCCAGUCUGUUAGCUUUCUGCAUCAGCCUGCUCACUCACAAGUGUGUGCCCUCUGCCAGAGAGUAAAACAGCCUAAAUCCAUGACAGCGUCUAAGAAAAAAAGAUUUCUGGUUUGUCCUACUGAUGUUAGGUUAGGAGCUUUAUCUUUGGAAAUGAAAUAAAGCAUAGUAUCGUACAAAGUCUCAGGUGUGAUGAAAGCAGAAGAGAUUAUUUCAGCAAUAAAAUUUAGCAUCGUAAGCUAGAUUGGACAUAUCAGACCGUCCAAAGUGAUCUGAGCUCUGAAAUCCAGGUGGAGAUGCCUUGGACUUAAAGGGGCUUUUGGUUUUUAGUGAGACCAGAGACCAGGGGCACGUACACCCAGACUGUUCAUCGAAUGGGAACACGGCUCAGAGGAGUAGAAGUGUUUGGAGGGUUGUGGUGGUUCUAGGCUGGGCUCAGGAGACUCGGUAGGUUAGCUGUAACUGAAGCUUAGAAUUUGCUGGCUGCCUCUGAAUAGGCUUUCUAGUGUGUCUCUCUCUCACUCUUAGGUUCGCCUCUGGGCCUCUGCAUGCCCAAGCUUGCCUUUCAUCCCUGACAGAUAAGUAAUGUGCUGGCCACCACUGGCUCUUUAAACCAUAGCUGGCUCUCCCAUGGCCUUCAUCAUGGUGCCAGGAUGGAGAGAGGAGUUCAGGGCCACCCACUUCUGCCCCAGGUGGCAGGACUAGCCCGGCUUCAGUCAUUUCUUUAUUUUCCAGGCAAUGACCCAGGUAGAGAGAUUGUCUCUUUCCUUUGAAGAGAGCUCUAAAGAGCCCUGCCCCCAUAUGCAAGGGCUUAGGGCUCGCCCUGCUUCUUGUUGGUACCUCCCCCUUGCCCCGUGUGAAGCCUGGAUACUUGGAACUGCUAAAAUAGGAAGAGAUUCAGGUUUUCAACUUUGCCACUACCUUCCCUCAAGCAGGAAAAUAAACAUGGACUUACCCGUCCUUUGAUCAAAAACCAAAGUUUAAGAUUUGCCACGUGAUAGAGAGGGCCAGACUCUCAGCACCUGCACUCAGCAGGUGCCGGACUUCCUGUCCCAUCUGCCGCGAUUUACCCAGCUCAGGCAGCCCUGGGAGCAGAGUCCUAGCAGAGCCCAGGCCUCCCCUGAUGGAGGAUAAGUGAAAUGGCAGGAAUAUUUUGAGAUUUCUAGGUUACUUUGCAUUAUAACAAUAAGAAUUAGAACAUUAAUUUGAAAUUGGCUUCAACAACUUGCUGUACACAUCUUUUCCACACCAGUACAUUCUUAAGCAUCCUUGUUUAUAAAGAAUAACAUAAACUAAUCUGUACCUUUCUAUAUAUGUGUGUGUACAUAUAUACAUGUAUAAACUGUAUAGUGUACAUGUUAAUGAUUUAUUGAAAUGUCCCAAAUCUUUAAUGCAGUUCUCAUCCUCUGCAUGCCCACAGUUUGUGAUCGGGUGACUUGAAUGUUGCCUGAUGAUUCUGCCCACCUGAUGUGUUUGGUUGUCUAGGAAGGAGGGUUUUGAUGGUAUCCUCCUUAUCCUCGUGCACAGAAAUGCUCAGGGUCCCUAUGUGCCUAUUGUCCAACCCUCUCUUGUCUCUUGUUCCCUAUCUGAGCAUGUGGUCCCUCCUUGUUCUCUAACUUCUCUACCCUCUCCCCAAGCUGUGGGACAGCUGUCUUCCUACUAAAGUGUAAAGCAGUAUUAAGAUCAUUACUGCAUGUGCGCUAAAAACCCAAGUUUUCUGUUCCCUUGGGACAGAAAAUUGCAUGUGAGGUGGGAUAAUCAAGUUUCAAUGAGCCAUGUCAGUUACACCACAAAGCCAGAUCCCAGAAUAAAAUUCCA